AUGAAGAUCAAGGUCACACUCGUUGUUUAUUGUUGGCAUCAGCGUUUAUUCGCACACCCCCACACGCACACACGCACUUGGUGCCCGGUUCAUGACACCCCAGUUGUUCACAGUCCUUCUCCUCUCUUUUCCUCUUACGAAACUAAACCCUUACCUUUCCCCCUCCACACUCUAUUUGUUUUCCAAAUCCUUUCUAUCUUCUCUUUCUUUCUAUCUAUUCCAUUCACUUCGUUCUCUCUCGUUUUAUUUCCUCUCUCUCUCUCUCUCUCUCUCUCUAUCUAUCUAUCUAUCUAUCUAUCUAUAUAUAUAUAUAUACAUCUUUUUUGUUUUCUGUUGUUCUUUUUUUUCCCUUGUUUACAUUCUGCUUUCGAUUCUUACUCUCUUAAUUCUUCACUAUUUCCGACCUCUUUCUCUUCCCUCCCUAAUGUUUUACACUUUCUUCUCAUUCUUUAUCCCCUCCCUAUUCUCUGUCAUUCGCUCUCUAUUUCCUCCUACUCGCUACUAUUUGAUUUUACUCUCUCUCUCUCUCUCUCUCUCUCUCUCUCUCUCUCUCUCUCUCUCUCUCUGUGGAGGGGUUCUUUUUAUUUUAAUUCUUACACUCCGCUUCUUCCUCAACGUUGCAUCUUCCAGACUAUCUUUAUCGAUCUUUUCCACUCCCUUGUAUUUAACUGUACCCACUCUCUUUUAUUCUCUUUUUGUUUACUCUCUUUCUUUAUCUCUGACUCUCUCUCUCUCCCAUAUCUAUCUAUCUAUCUAUCUAUCUAUCUAUCUAUCUAUCUAUAUAUAUAUAUAUAUAUAUAUAUAUAUAUAUAUAUAUCUUAG
Acanthosepion pharaonis is the source of this 822-nucleotide messenger RNA. NCBI's taxonomy places the organism in Eukaryota, Metazoa, Mollusca, Cephalopoda, Sepiida, Sepiidae. The record is from the annotation of a GenBank genome assembly.